GUGUUAACAGAGGCUGCUUAAAUCUCUCACUUAGCCCCAUUCCCCAUAUGCUUCAGCAAACUGAGGCUGGACAUUAACGAGCAUUUACAGUGCACGACGCGGUGCUGCGCUUUGCUUUGCCGGGAAAGGCUUAACGGGUCGCAUGCAGGCAGCGACAAACCCGGCUCAUUAAAAUCCCGUCUGCAGACCCUCCGCCGGUCACGCGCAUUACUACUACAACUCCUCCUGGUGCUGCCGGGGCUGGCGACGGACCCCAGAGCGCAGAGUGACACGCGCGCGCAAAAGGUGUGGAGGAGAGGGCACCCGCCUGGGACAAUAUGGGACCGAACCAGAGUCGUUAAACGGUUCACAGGCGCACACGAAACGCUGGGGAGAUAACGGCGACAUGAAGAAGACGGGCAAGAUCUGAAGUUUGGAGGAUCCACUGUGAGGAUUAUCGUACAGCCCCACUGUCUGACCGGUGACUAGAGGAACGGAAUCAGAUCGCUUCAGUGUGUCAAAGGGAAUAGGCUGCGUAAUGGCGCGCGGUGACACUCGUCUGUGGACCUGGCAGGUGAUACUGACCAUCUCAAUGGUCACCAUCCCCCUGUGUGCUCACGGGAGGCAUUCACUGACCAGGCACCAUCAUCACCAUAACCAAUCAUCUGUCAGCAAGGAGGCCUUGAACCCCAGGAUGGUGCUUAGUGAUGACUCAGCAGAGAGAGAGCACCUGAUCGGAGCAGAGCUUGAGACCAAACGUCCUCCCAGUUCCACCAAACAUCACCGUUCCCAUAAACAUAUGCACCUGGAUUUCAUGGAGGAGGGCCUGCCUGUGGGGGAGGAGCUCACUGCUGGUGGGGCGGGUCCAGACCAGCCCGGGAACCCCUUGUCUGAUGAUGUCAUCACCGUGGAGUUUCACAGCCAAGCGCCAGAUAUCGUGCCCUCUGAUGUUGGUCUGGAUUGGGCCAAAGCCCCAGAACCACAGAAGCAAAAAGGAGACCAUACUGCAUGGACGAUUUCAGACUUUUAUGUAUACUCUGAUGAUGACCUCUCAGCGCUAGAUACAACGCCAGAACCUGAGCCCACUCCUUUACCCCCAGCUGUAAUGGAGGAUGAGAAUCCUCUCCUUGCUGGUUCUCCUGCAGUUCCUGACAAAAUGAAGCCUAAUGUGGACAGAGAUUCCUCCUUACCUGCUCUUCCAAUCCCAGGGCCAGACAAGAGCGGUGGGCUGAGCUUAGAUGGUGCCAUGGGGACUGACGGCUGCAGGCUGGGCUUUGUGCGUUCUGGACCUGGGGUGUGUGUAUCUCAGUGUGACACUGAACCAAAUUUCUGCCUCAAUGGAGGAGUGUGUACAGUGGUGGCAGGAAUAGGAGCUUUCUGCAGGUGCAAUGUGCAGGACUACAUCUGGAACAAAGGCACCCGUUGUGACUGGGCCAUCACAGAGUUCCAGGUGUUGUGUGUGGUGGUGGCUGUGACCUCCCUAGUGCUCCUCCUCCUCUUCAUGAUCAUUGUAUUUUUUGCCAAGAGGCUGUACCGCCUCAAGAAUGAGAACAAGCGCCUUCGCAAACGCAGCAGUAAGUACCGCCCACAGAGCAGUGAGCCGCAGACGGAUGGUCUUUCGGUUUCCACAACAGCUGACGGCUCACAGCCAAAUGUAAGGAAACUGAGUGACACCCCUCCACCCGCUUCCCAAGCUCACACUCACAACCUGGCGUACUAUGACAACAUUAUCUGUCAGGAUGAGCCUCAGAAGCAGGAGGACCCUGCCAAGUCCCCACAACCUAAAGAAGAGGGGUCUAUGAACAUUCUCAACUCUCAUUCCCCCAAGCAUGAGAAUAACCGUCCAGCCUCUGUUGUCCAUGACCACGGUCACACCCCCAACAACACAGAGGAAAAUACUGAGGAUGGGGCCACUAUUGGCCUAGAAGUGCUUCUUCCUAAAGAGGCCAAGCUCCACUCAGAGACCAGCCCAUCUCUUCAGUAUGAUGUCUUCCUCUACAAGGUUGCCAAGAAUGGAAACUCUUACUCCACUUCUCAUCUUAUUCCCAAAUCACCAAAAUCACCCAAAACACCUAAAACACCCAAGUCACCCAAAAGGCCUAAGUCACCAAAAUCACAAAAACACACCAAGGAGCACUCACCCAGCUGCCACGAACCCUUAUCUGGAUGGUACUCCUCACCUGUUUGUCACUGGUCACCCAGAUGCCACCCAUCACCCAGUCGACACUCUGCACCUGGAUGCUAUUCUUCCCUCACCCAACAUUCUUCUUCCCACCACUUUCCUUCUCACAUGCCCACCUCUACCCCACCUCAGCUAUGCCAGACUCAAGCUCCUGACUCAGAGAGCUCGGGAACUGGGAGAAGGUACAAGAGAGGGCACAUUCAUCCGUCCCCAUCCUCACCUCAUCUUACCCAGCCUCCCCCAUCACCAUCCAGCGUGAAGUACACCCCGGUCAGCACCCGAUCCCUCCCGCUACUCUCCUGACAAGGUCUCCACACAGCCUGGCCCAGCAUCCUUGCAUUCAAACAUACAAAGAUUAGUCAUUUUCUGAUCUAUUCAGUGAUCUGUCCUCCAUGGCUCUAACAAUUACAUUAGUGAUUCACAGAUCUUAUAUCCAUCCAUCAUCUAUCUUUGCAUUCCCCACAUUUAUACGAAGAGUUUAAGCAGUCUGCAUACACCACACUCAUUCAAACACACACAAAUCACUGUAUAGUUGCUGAAGCAGACAUUCACACCUUCAUGUAAAAAGCAACCUCACAAAGCUCAGGUGACUUCUCAUGAACCACAACAUGUGAACAUGGUCUCUUAAUACGGUGUCAGCAACAGAGACUGUGGAUGGUAAUGUUUUUAAAAGUUGCAUGCAGUAGUUUCAGUGUUAUCUGUGGUUUUUGAUAUUCAGUGUGUAUGAAUAUUUCAUGUUUUCAUGGGUAUUUUAGUAAUUGUUUUUCAUGU
Monopterus albus (swamp eel) is the source of this 2932-nucleotide messenger RNA. RefSeq names its product chondroitin sulfate proteoglycan 5b (gene cspg5b). The record is from RefSeq and is a predicted model, not a curated record. The coding region runs from base 518 to 2464 and encodes 648 amino acids. NCBI's taxonomy places the organism in Eukaryota, Metazoa, Chordata, Actinopteri, Synbranchiformes, Synbranchidae. Gene Ontology annotation, biological process: cell projection morphogenesis. Gene Ontology annotation, cellular component: synapse. The transcript has 6 exons.